Messenger RNA from Caenorhabditis elegans, 1065 nucleotides. It is a transcript of the gene sra-36, whose product is annotated as G_PROTEIN_RECEP_F1_2 domain-containing protein. Gene Ontology annotation, biological process: G protein-coupled receptor signaling pathway; sensory perception of chemical stimulus. The transcript has 7 exons. Bases 1 to 1065 code for a protein of 354 amino acids. Gene Ontology annotation, molecular function: G protein-coupled receptor activity. The record is from RefSeq and is marked reviewed. Gene Ontology annotation, cellular component: membrane. NCBI's taxonomy places the organism in Eukaryota, Metazoa, Nematoda, Chromadorea, Rhabditida, Rhabditidae.
AUGAAUUUAUCCGACGUUUUGCCAAUUAUAACUAAUGGCUCCUCCUGUGCUUCAGAAUUUGAAAUUGGGGAAAGAACUUCUUAUUCUUCUCGACUUAAUAUUUUUUUGCAUAAUUUGGUGAUAAUUUUGACAAUGGUAUUCACGAGAAAAGCGGUCAAAAUAAUGCUAUCAAAAAGUAUGUUCAGUACAACGACAAGGAACUUAUUAUUCUACUGUAUGAAUUAUUACAUUUUUCAUGAUAUCUAUUUUGCAUUUACAAUGAAUUGGUCUUUAUACCGGUCAAUAGAAAAAUCAAACAAUUCCUGUGGAAUAAUGUUCAAGGGAAGUGAAUGCUUUUCCUAUUAUGUUAUAGGAAUAUUUGUGCGGGUUCUUUUGCUUACAUCUCAGUUUGCAGUUACUAUUGAAAAACUAAUUGUAACAUUUCUCCCAAAUUCGGAUCUUAUUAACUCUGGAACAUUGAACAUUAUGACUUUUAUAAUGUCUGUUAUUAUUACAAGUGCGAUCAGGCCGCCAUCAUAUUCUCAAUACAAUAAUCCAAAUUGCUUCCAACAAAUUUAUCCCGAAAUGGAAACUAUAAAUUACCUAAUUCAUUUAAUGAUUGGAUUUGAUUUGAUUUGUUUUCCAAUCAAUUUCUUGAUAAUGAUUAGAUAUCGAAGGAAAUUUUUGAAGUCUCAGAACAGUGGUGAUUACAAUUUAAAAUCUCGAUAUAAUAACAAAAGUAACAUGAACUCAUCAAUUAUAGUGUCCUUCAUUUCUUUUGUGCAAACUCUUAUCUAUACGAUUUAUAUUCUUGGAUUCUUUAUUGUAUUAAACAUUUACGUAAAUGCAGAUGGAUUGUUUUAUGGAAAUAAUGUUGCGCUUUGGUUUUAUAGCUUCCCGAUAGCUGGCCUUGCACUUCCUUGUUCGAUAAUCCUUUCAUACACCGGAAUAUCUAUCAAAAGAAAAAACAAAAUAACAGUUAUGAACACAAAAAUAACAAAAUCCGGAAAUUACAUGCAAGAUGCAUAUUUCAAAAGUUUGGCAGACCAAUGGAAUUCUGCGAGAGUGACUGAAGUUGGAUCCUGA